AUGCAUAGAGUAGCACUUUCUGCUGGCCGUUCGGUCAACGCUGCCAGCAAGAUCUCAAGUUUGAGAACCUUUGCAUCGGUGAGCUCUGCCACCAGAAACCACAAGGUUGUUGUGGUUGGUGGUGGAUCUGCCGGUCUGGCAAUCAGUCAUCAGUUGCUUCGUACUGGAAAAUUCACACAAGACGACAUUGCCAUUGUUGACCCUGCGGCCUACCAUGAUUAUCAGCCUGGAUGGACACUAGUUGGUGGUGGUCUCAAGACAAAGGAGGAGUUGAGAAAGCCCAUGAGCAGUCUUGUGGACUCAAAGCUGAAGCUGUACAACCAAGGAGUCAACACAUUCGCUCCCGAGGAGAACCUGGUCACUCUUAGCAAUGGCGACAAAGUAGGUUACGAGAACCUGGUUGUGGCACCUGGUAUCGGCAUCAAGUACGACAACAUUAAGGGACUGCCUGAAGCACUGGCAGAUCAGUCAAUGCCUGUCUCGACUAUUUACGGCUACGAGACUUGCGACAAAGUCUUCCGUAACAUCAAGGAAUUUCGUGGUGGUGAAGCCUUAUUCACUCUGCCUACUGGCGUUGUCAAGUGUGCUGGUGCACCCCAAAAGGCAAUGUGGCUUGCUCUGGAUCACUGGAAGAAGGCUGGUCUCUACGAUCCUAGCAAUGUCGCCAACUCGCCUAUCAAGAUUAGCUUUGCAACUGCUCUUCCAGUAAUGUUCGGUGUGCCCAAGUACAGCGCCACUUUGGAGGAGUUGCGCAAGCAGCGGGGCGUCGAGGCCAUGUUCCAGCAUGAUUUGGUCGAGGUCAAUGGCGACAAGGCUAUUUUCACACGUCUAGAUGGCAGCGAGGAGAAAGUGUCUAAGCGCUUCGACCUGCUCCACGUUGUCCCCAAGAUGGGACCCCACGCUUUCAUCAAGGACAGUCCUCUGGCAAACGCAGCAGGUUUUGUUGAUGUCGAAGACGCCACUCUCCGCCACAAGAAGUUCGCCAACGUCUGGUCAGCAGGCGAUGCAUCUUCGCUGCCAACAGCCAAGACUGCUGCUGCAGUUACAUCUCAGGCUCCCGUAUUAGUUCAGAACAUGCUUCAAUCGAUUGAAGGCAAGGAACUCAACGCCGCUUACGACGGAUACACUUCUUGCCCUCUUUUGACCGAGUACGGCAAGGUUCUGCUUGCUGAGUUCAGGUACGGUGGACAGCCCAAGGAGACAUUUGCCAAGUUCGGAGUUGAUCAAACUGUUCCUCGUCGCGCUUUCUACCACCUCAAGAAGGACUUCUUCCCCUGGGUUUACUACAACAACAUGGUCAAGGGUACUUGGGGUGGCCCAAAGGGCUGGGUCUGGUAA
Messenger RNA from Aureobasidium melanogenum CBS 110374, 1338 nucleotides. Its product is annotated as sulfide,quinone oxidoreductase/flavo-binding protein. Gene Ontology annotation, molecular function: sulfide:quinone oxidoreductase activity; FAD binding. Gene Ontology annotation, cellular component: mitochondrion. The record is from RefSeq and is a predicted model, not a curated record. The transcript has a single exon. Lineage: Eukaryota; Fungi; Ascomycota; Dothideomycetes; Dothideales; Saccotheciaceae. Bases 1 to 1338 code for a protein of 445 amino acids.